GCAUAAAAUGCUUUGGCGAGUUGAGAGCAGCUCACAAGUGCACAAAGACCGAGCAUGACUCGAUUCAUUUUGCUGCUCGUUUUGCUCGUCGCCGCCGCCCUGGCCAACCAAUCUACAACCGAGCCUCAAGAAUCAGAGUUUCAAAAGGAAAUCUUGAAGUUUUUCAACAAAACUAAUGAAUCGCUGAACUGGUUGACGAGACGCGCCUACGAGCAGGACGACCAAAUGAUAAUUUUAAACGCAACAUACUACCGACUGGACCAAAUGGCCAAAAAUGCUGACCGGCGCAUCAGUCAGGUCAAUGAGGAAAGGAAGAAGGACAGAGAGCAACUGGAGGCUUUGGUAAAUCUUACCGAGCGCCACAUUAAGUCCAUUCAAAAUAGAUUCGUACCGUACUGCAAAGUCGCACGAUCGUCAAACUUGAAGUUGCUGUUGAACGGAAAGAUGUACUUGUUUUCUCACCAAAAUAAAGCAAGCAUCUCGCAUAGCCGCAAAUUUUUUUUAAUUAUUCUUCAACAGGGAAACUGGAAUUACGCAAAUGAGAUUUGCACCGAAAAAAACCUCCAUUUGGCCAUAAUCAGAAAUCAAAAGGACGCUCAGGAGGUUGUGGCAGAAGCAAAAAGAAUUAUUUCUAGUCAUUCUUGGUGGGUUUCGGCGAAAAACCAAGGAAGUGGAGGUCGAAAGGACUUCCGGUGGAACGACGAGACCAAAUUGGAGUUGGACAGUCCGUUGUGGUGGGACGAGGCGGACAAGACACAGAACUGCGUCCGCAUCUAUGAUUGGCCCAACGGAAAAUUGAAUAGCCUUGAAUGCACAGAUUUUCGGCCUUUCAUUUGUGAACUGCCAAACGAAUGCUAUUGAAAUCAAUUUUGAAUAUCGCCACAAUCAAUUAAGCUUUUGUAUGCAGUGAGAAGCCAACAAUAAACACAAUUUGCUGAAUAGUUCUGCGA
This is a messenger RNA of Neocloeon triangulifer, 950 nucleotides long. RefSeq lists its product as uncharacterized. Gene Ontology annotation, biological process: biological process involved in interspecies interaction between organisms. Gene Ontology annotation, cellular component: external side of plasma membrane. The coding region runs from base 55 to 861 and encodes 268 amino acids. Gene Ontology annotation, molecular function: carbohydrate binding. Lineage: Eukaryota; Metazoa; Arthropoda; Insecta; Ephemeroptera; Baetidae. The record is from RefSeq and is a predicted model, not a curated record. The transcript has 7 exons.